AUGGCCUGGCAGCCUAUGGAGAUCAACCCCGAGAUGCUGAAUAAAGUGCUGUCCCGCCUGGGCGUAGGACCCGGCUGGCGCUUCGUCGAUGUGCUGGGCUUCGAGGAGGAUGCGCUCAGCGCUGUCCCUACCCCGGCCUGCGCACUGCUCCUGCUCUUCCCCCUGACUGAGCAGCAUGAGAACUUCAGGAAACAACAGACUGAGAAAAUAAAGAACCAAGAAAUCAGUUCCAAGGUGUACUUCCUGAAGCAGACAGUCAGUAACUCCUGUGGGACUAUUGGUCUGAUACAUGCUGUUGCUAAUAAUAAAGACAAGCUGAAGCUUGAUGAGGGGUCUGCCCUGAAGAAAUUCCUGGAUGAAACAGCUGACCUGUCUCCUGAAGAGAGAGCUAAGCAUUUUGCAAAUAACAAGGCUAUACAGGAUGUCCACAAUUCGGUUGCACAGGAAGGCCAGUGUCGGGUUGAUGACAACAGUGUGAACUUCCACUUCAUCCUGUUUGUCAAUGUGGAUGGACACCUGUAUGAAUUGGAUGGGCGUAUGCCUUUUCCAGUAAACCAUGGCACAAGCUCUGAUGACUUGCUAUUGAAGGAUUCUGCUAAGAUCUGCAGGCAAUUUACAGAACGUGAGAAAGGAGAAGUUCGUUUUUCUGCUGUGGCUUUUUGCAAGUCUGCCUGA
Messenger RNA from Indicator indicator, 675 nucleotides. It is a transcript of the gene UCHL1, whose product is annotated as ubiquitin C-terminal hydrolase L1. Lineage: Eukaryota; Metazoa; Chordata; Aves; Piciformes; Indicatoridae. Bases 1 to 675 code for a protein of 224 amino acids. Gene Ontology annotation, biological process: ubiquitin-dependent protein catabolic process; protein deubiquitination. Gene Ontology annotation, cellular component: cytoplasm. Gene Ontology annotation, molecular function: cysteine-type deubiquitinase activity. The record is from RefSeq and is a predicted model, not a curated record. The transcript has 9 exons.